UCAAAAGUAAAUAAUUUUUUUUCAUUCUUAAACAAUUGUGAUAGUGCAAGGAUGAAAACACAUUGUUGCUUUUAAAUUGUUGUGUGCAAAAAUUUGAAAACUGGAAUUUUAAAGUUUUCAUUGUUGUAAAAACUUUUCACUGUUGCCUUUGAAAUUCACAAACUUUGUUGCAAAUAUUUUCAGCUCUUCUCAUAAAUAUUGUGCGAAUUCAAAUCUGCGGAGGAAGCUGCUCUGCACGGCUAAAGACACAAUGGGAAAGUAUGAGGAGGACAUCGAGGCGAGCAGCGCCAGAUUCAUAAAGAUUAUAGAGGAGAACCGAAAGCACCAACGUGACUUGAUGGAAACUGUACAAGAAAAGAUCUUGGAGAACCGCAAGUUGGAAGAAGAGAAGUUGCAGCUCAUUUAUAAGAACAACCAGAUGAAGGCGGCGCACGCCAAGAUCAGGAGUCAGAGCCAGUUAGAACUGUCGCAGGUUGAGGAGCAAAUCGCCAAUCUGGAGAGCAUCGCUGCCGAGGGCAAAAGGUUCCGCGUGAAAUUACAGCAAGCCGAAGAAAGGCUGCAAAAUCAGAGGGGAGUUUUCGAGCAGCAGCUAACGGAACGCGAUCGAAACACCGCCGAUUUGGAUUUCAAAGUUGGCCAGCUGCAGGCCAAGUUGCAGCAGCAACAAGUGACGCAACAAAGCCUGCGUGAUAAACUGGAUGCCGAAGGGAGGAGUAGCCAGGAGAAAGGGCAGCAACUGAAAAAGGUGCAGAACGCGUACAGACAGACCCAGAGAGAGAAAAAUGACAUAUUGGAGAAGUACGAGGCGCUCGCGGCCAAAAGCGCCGAGCAGGACAAAGCCAUCCACGCGCACUGCGAGCAACUGCAGAAGUUGGAGGCAGAGUUGAAGAUCAACAGGGAGGCGAGUUUGAUGAACCCGAGCAUUCAGUCGCAGUUGUUUGAGCGGCAGAAGCGGGAGGCGCGCCUUUUGCAACGCAUCCAGGAGCUGAUGCAAGAAAAACGAGACCCUGAAGUGGAACAAGACCUGGAGGAGCAAAAAAGGGAAAACGAACGUCUCGAAGCGAGCGUUCGCGUGCUGGAGCAGCGACUUGAGAAAACGGAGCGUCUCAACGAUUCGUUGGUGCAGAAACUCCAAGAGGCGAAGACGGUUGCCCUGAACAAGGUUGGCAGGUUGGAAAAGGAACAUUCAGAAGUUGCGGCCGAGUUGAGGAGAAAAAUCGAAUUGGUGGCCGCCGAAAGGGAGGGAAUGCGCCUCAAGUUGGACAGAGAGGGAAAAUUGAGCAAAGAAAAGGUUGAGAAACUGCAGGCGGAAUGCGAGGUGCAACACAAAAGCAUUGUUGAGCUCAAGUCCGUAUCUGAGGAAAUGCAAAAUUUGGCAAAAAAUGCAAAAAUUGAGUUGAAAAAGCAGACGGAGAAGAGCGAAACACUGCGCAAGGAGGCCGAAAAUUUAAGAGUGGAGCUGCAAGCAAGGAAAAUCGAGUGCGACCAUGUCAAGAAUGAAAUGAGGAAGGUCCAGGAUGAACUCGGAAAGGUCAAAGUUUCCGAAGCCGCGUGCAGAAAAGAGCUCGGCGCUUUGAACGAGGCGGUCAACAAGAAAAUCAGCGCGAUCAAAGUUGAGUUUGAAAAGGCAUCUAAACAGCUAAGGUCGUCCAGUAAAACCAACCUGGAGCUGCAAAAAGUGCUAGACGAGGUCAAAGAAGAGUUGGAGGAAAAGCAGAAAAUUUUAAUUUUGAAAAGUGAGGAAAACGCCGAGUUUUGCAAGAAAAUCGCAGCUCACGAAGAGCAAGUGAAAAAGCUGGGAGCGGAAGUCAGCAGACUGGUGUCCAGAGAAAAAGAGUACCAGAAAACCGUGCAGAAGCUGCAGCAGGAAGUGAAAGAAAAGUCGGAAAAACUGGAAGAAAAGGAGCAAGAAAUAGUAUGUGCAGAAAAGGAGAAAUCGGAAAUGCGCUACACCGUUCGGUGCUUCGGAGAAGAAAAUCAGCAGCUGAGCUCAAAGUGCGCGGAGCUGGAAAGCCGCGUUGUUAGACAAACAAAGGACGGCGACCUUUUGAAGGCCUCCCUGAGCGACCUGAAGAAGCAAAACGACGCUUUGAUCGAGAAAUUCCGCAAUUCGGCCAAACUACUAAAGACAAAUUUAACACACGCGCCCAGCCAGGGUGGGCAGGGUGGUGAUUUUUCUGAAGAGGUGGCGAACGACUGGCGAAAUUUGGAAGCGUUCGACGAGAAGCUGAAGGAAAUUAUUGACAAAAACGAACGCAACUUGGCCGAUAAGGAACAACAACUGGCCAACUUGAACCAACAAAUGAGCCAGCUGCAUGCCAACAUUAGAAAACUCGAGGAAAAAAACCAUCAAGAGACGCAGGCGGUUGACAACCUGAAAGAGGAAACGAGCCAGCUGCUGCAAAAAGUGAAAAAUCUGACGGCGGAAAAAAGGAAGAUGGAGAUGCUCAGAGACCAGACUAUGGCGGAAAACGCGAGCGUUUUGGACAUGCUGGCUUCCAGUAGCAGGAGGGUUCAGGAGUUGGAGUCAUGCGUGGCCGCCUUCGAUCAAGGUGCUCUCGAAGAUAAGUACACAAAGAUGAAGAAGGUCCUCAGGAAGCUGAAGAGCAGGCAUGAGGUGUUGGAGAAGGAAAGGGAUGGACUGAAAGCCGCCCUCUUCCAGGUCAAGGUCAAAGAGAGCGAGGUGGACGACCUGAAGAAGGCAUUCGAAAGGCAAAGCAGGGAAAUCAACACGCUUAAGAUGAAGGAGCAGCAAAAGAAGGGAGUGCGCAAGUACGUGGCGCGCCAUCAGGAGCCAGACCUUCUGCGCCAGGGCUGCUUUGACCUUCUGAAGGGUCUGAUGGAAACGUACGAAAAGGAGCCGGCGAACUUUGAGAAACUCGCGCAGUGCAAGGAGCUGAAGAAAAAAGUGGCCGAGAGCGAAAAUGCGCGUGAGGUGUUUCAAGAGAUCGAAUGUCUCCUCAAAAAGAAAUAAUAAA
Neocloeon triangulifer is the source of this 2978-nucleotide messenger RNA. RefSeq names its product myosin-16-like. The transcript is spliced from 2 exons. The record is from RefSeq and is a predicted model, not a curated record. The coding region runs from base 251 to 2974 and encodes 907 amino acids. Lineage: Eukaryota; Metazoa; Arthropoda; Insecta; Ephemeroptera; Baetidae.